AAAGCAAGUAAUGCAGAGUGUCUAAAAUUAUAUCUGUUUUCUUCUUCUUUAGGAAAUGCGCAAUUUGAAGUGAAAAUCAAACCCAUCUCCCCCAAAGAAGUUGUUCAGAUCCAUGUCCCUAAGUUUCUGGAUAGGAACGAUGGCUCCUUUCUCAUGCGAUAUCGGUUGUACGGAAGUGUCAAGGAAGGCUUAAAGGUGGAGAUUCUUUAUGGCAGUGCACAUGUUGCUGAAUCUCCCUAUAUCCUCAAGGGUCCAGUUUAUCAUGAAUAUUGCAAAUGCCCGGAAGAAGAUGCUCAGAUUUGGGAGAAAAGUCUUUCAUGUCCUUCAGAGCACCCUCAGAUUACCGAGGAUUUCGCUGUGUUUCCUAGCAUUGAUCUUCAGCGGAUGUUUGAUGAGGUUCCACCAAGGUUUGCCCAAAAGAUGGGAGCCAUUGUUCAUUAUACUGUCAUCGGCAAUCACAUCUAUCGCCGGUCCUUGGGAAAGUACACAGACUUCAAAAUGUUCUCGGAUGAAAUGUUGCUGUCACUGGCGAGGAAGGUUCGCCUUCCUGAUGUGGAAUUUUAUCUCAAUGUUGCGGAUUGGCCUGUUGAGCAUCGGAAAGCAAACGACACCCCUGGCCCCCUGCCUAUCCUUUCCUGGUGUGGCUCUAUGGAUUCAGCAGACCUGGUGCUUCCAACCUACGAUGUCACCCAUUCAACCCUAGAAACUCUGCGAGGCGUCACAAAUGACCUCCUGUCUAUUCAAGGAAACACAGGACCUGCCUGGGACAACAAAACGGAACAAGGGUUCUUCAGAGGUCGAGACAGCCGGGAAGAACGGCUUCAGCUGGUGCAGCUCUCCAAGGAAAACCCAGAACUGCUGGAUGCUGGAAUAACAGGUUACUUCUUCUUCAGAGAAAAGGAGGCGGAGCUGGGGAAGGCUCCAUUGAUGGGGUUCUUUGACUUCUUUAAGUACAAAUACCAAGUGAGUAUAGAUGGCACAGUUGCAGCCUACAGGUUUCCCUACCUCAUGCUGGGGGACAGCCUUGUGAUCAAGCAGGCUUCGCAGUACUACGAGCACUUCUAUAAGGAGCUGGCGCCAUGGACCCACUAUGUUCCCGUUAAAAGAAACUUGGAAGAUUUGCUGGAAAGAAUAAAAUGGGCAAAGGAAAAUGAUGAAGAAGUCAGAAAAAUUGCCAAGGAAGGGCAGGCAGCUGCAAGAGAACUACUGCAGCCUCACCGGUUUUAUUGCUACUAUUUCAAAGUGUUCCAGAAAUAUGCUGAACGCCAAGCUGGUAGACCUGAAAUACGGGAUGGGAUGGAAUUUGUACCUCAGCCUGAUGACAGGACUUCAGUCUGCAGCUGCCACAGGAAAAAGCCUUCAAAUGAAGAGUUAUAAGUAACCCUGCCAAAUGAGAUCAAAUAUAUAGCCUGUUGCAAGAAUGAGGCAGGACCUAAAAUCACAUUUAACACUGUGGAAUCUGGAACUAGCUUGUACAUGGAGAAAUAGUCACGAUUCAGUCCUACAGCGUCUUGUCAGAAGUAAGCGCCAUUGAGUUUGAAGGGGCUUGUUGGAGUGUAGCCUUGGAUACCUUCCUUUGCUCUGUUUCCUCUACAUGUUGCCUUGUGUGCCUUUUAAAUAUCCGAACAGAGAAUGUAUAAUGGUGAAGAAAGUUCUCGGCCAGACUGUGUCCUUCACUUGCAUGAAGUGUUUAUGGGGCUAGUUUUCUAGGUCACUUUCAAAGCAUUCCACAUAUAAUUUGUCUCCUUGGUCCUCGCAGCAGCCAGUUAAGGCAAGUCAGUAUUAUUUACUAUGUCCUCCUCUGUCUUCUU
Messenger RNA from Zootoca vivipara (common lizard), 1811 nucleotides. The record is from RefSeq and is a predicted model, not a curated record. Lineage: Eukaryota; Metazoa; Chordata; Lepidosauria; Squamata; Lacertidae.